AUGGUAUCAGAGCUCAUGGCUUUAGCAUCCAUGGCCUUUUAUUCAGUUCCGUCUUUAAACAUUUCCAACUGUGUUACGGUUACGCUUACGCAAAAGAACUACAUCCUGUGGAAAAGUCAGUUCGAGUCAUUCUUGGCGGGUCAAGGCUUGCUGGGAUUUGUUACUGGUUCUAUCUCUGCUCCAAGCACCACGGCGGUUGCAACAAGUCUUGAUGGCACCAGAACAGAGGCAACAAAUCCAGAGUACUCGACUUGGCACCGUACAGAUCAGCUAAUCAUUUUAACAGAGUAUCCUCAUCUAGGCUGUUUGAGCUUCAAAGGCGUUUACAUGACUCUAGAUAAGAAGGAUAGAACUAUGGAAUCUUACCUUAGGGAUCUUAAGGGAAUCUGUGACCAGCUAGCUUCAGUUGAUAGUCCUGUGACUGAGAAAAUGAAAAUCUUUGCUGCAAUGAAUGGUCUAGGAAGAGAAUAUGAGCCAAUCAAAACCACUAUUGAAACUCUUGUUGAUAGCUCUCCAAAUCUUACCUUAGAUGAUGUAAUCCCAAAGUUAACUGGUUAUGAUGAUCGACUUGUGGGAUAUCUGUCUGAGACUGCUGUGUUGGUUACGCCUCAUGUUGCCUUUCAUGUCUCUCAACCAACAAGCGAGUACUAUCACCAGAACAACUCCAGGGGGAGAGGCAAUGGCAACCGAUACGGUCGGGGAAGAGGCUCCUUCUCGACAAGAGGACGCGGCUUUCAUCAACAGAUCUUCUCUGAUGGUUCUCAGACGACUCGUAGCUCAGUGGUGUGUCAGAUAUGUGGUAAAACAGGACAUCAUGCACUCAAAUGUUGGCACAGAUUCGACAAUGGAUAUCAGUAUGAGGAUGUUCCACGCGCUCUAGCUGCAAUGAGGAUCACAAAGGUAACAGAUCAACAAGGUGCAGAUUGGCUUCCGGACUCAGGCUCCUCUGCCCAUGUUACCAACACAGUUCAAAACCUGCAAUAG
Molecule: messenger RNA, 984 nt
Organism: Camelina sativa (false flax)
Lineage: Eukaryota; Viridiplantae; Streptophyta; Magnoliopsida; Brassicales; Brassicaceae
Source: RefSeq, a predicted model, not a curated record